UAGUCUUUAAGUAUUUAAGAAUUUUCGUGUGAUGCUUUUUAUUAUUCGUUCAAUUGAUUUCAAAUCAAAGUAAACCCAUUCGAAAUAUAUAUGUUGGAAAAUGAAAUGCAAUGAAGUCUCAAUAUUUGUCCCGGGGUCAGGGGUUGUCCAAAGGAAGAGUUCAGCGUUUUGGCCGGAAUUCCAAACAAGCGGCCACUGGCUUUAAUUAACCUGUAACAAAUGUCAGACCGCCUAUCGUCGUCAUCUCUUUGUGGGCUUUUGCUCCGGCAUGAGAUAAACAAAGGCACGGCGCACAAGAAUAAAAGAGCAAUCUGGCGAUGAUAACACGAUGAGUACAAUCUGUGUGUUGGCCAUUUGGAAAUCAGUUCUUCAACGAUUCGCAUCGCGAUUCUACGUGACGUUGCCAGAGUUAGAGUUAGGGGAGUCACGGCCGCAAGACAAUGCCGCUAAAAAGUCGAUCAAACGCUUAAAAUGUAAUCAAGUUCGGUUCGGGCCAUAUCUUAUCUUGAGCCUUGACAUAUGCCAAAGGCUUUAGUGUGAAUCACGGAGCACUCAUCCGGCAGACAGAAAACUAGCCAGUAAAGCAACCGAGUGUUAACUGAUUUGGCUAUAAUGGAUAAUCUUGGGGCUAUGCUUCUCACCCUCUGCCUCCUUGGCCUCCUGAUCUUCCUGCUGCGUGUGCUGAUGAUAACCUUUCGCUCCUAUACGAUGUCGCAGCGCCUCAAGGAUGAGCCAGCCCGUCGUGAGAUGGAAAUCAGUGUGACGAACAACAAUUGCAAUGGCAGUUCCAGCUGUGCCGCUGGCAUCAGCAGCGUCAGUGUAGGUGACCAGAACGACCAGAUUACUGUGCUGCCAAAGACUUUGGAUCUGCCGCCCAGCUACGAUGAGGCAGCAUACUGCGAACAGAAGCAAGGAGUCAGCAAUGCAGCCUCCACACUGACCAUUGCCACCAACCUGGAGGUGGGCAUCAACGAGCCACCGCCAGUCUACGAGUCGGGAACUCUCGCCACCACCACGACGACAACCACCACAACGUUCCUGGUGAACGGUCAGCCACCGGUGUUGUAACAAAAACUUUCGAUUCCGAAAUAAUAAAUUGUAUUCCAUACUUAAAUAUACACGCUU
Drosophila persimilis is the source of this 1125-nucleotide messenger RNA. RefSeq lists its product as uncharacterized. NCBI's taxonomy places the organism in Eukaryota, Metazoa, Arthropoda, Insecta, Diptera, Drosophilidae. Bases 613 to 1068 code for a protein of 151 amino acids. The record is from RefSeq and is a predicted model, not a curated record. The transcript has 3 exons.